AGGACCAAACAAGCAGCAGCAUCCUUGCGCGCCCAGCAUCUCCGUGAUAAAAGAUAAGAUGGCCACCUCCUCCUCAUCCAAUCUUGAAGAAGACGAAAGUCUAAAAGGCUGCGAGGUUUUUGUGCAGAAACACAACAUACAGCAGAUCCUGAAAGAGUGCAUCGUCAACUUGUGCAUCGCCAAGCCCGAGCGGCCCAUGAAGUUCCUGCGGGAACACUUUGAGAAGCUGGAGAAGGAAGAAUGCAAGCAGAUCAUGGCCCGUCAGAAGUCCAACUCACAAUCGGAUUCUCAUGAUGAUGAAGUUUCUCCUCCUCCUCCAAACCCGGUGGUGAAGGCCCGGCGCCGCAGAGGUGGUGUCAGUGCUGAGGUCUACACGGAGGAGGAUGCAGUCAGCUAUGUCAGAAAGGUCAUUCCAAAAGACUACAAGACAAUGACGGCCCUGGCCAAAGCCAUCUCUAAGAACGUGCUCUUUGCCCACCUGGAUGACAAUGAGAGAAGUGACAUAUUUGAUGCCAUGUUUCCAGUCACACAUAUAGCUGGGGAGACAGUAAUCCAGCAAGGUGACGAAGGAGACAACUUCUAUGUGAUUGAUCAGGGAGAAGUUGACGUAUAUGUAAACGGUGAAUGGGUGACCAGUAUUGGAGAGGGUGGAAGUUUUGGAGAGUUGGCUCUGAUAUACGGAACUCCACGAGCUGCUACUGUUAAAGCUAAGACUGACAUGAAACUGUGGGGCAUAGACAGAGACAGCUACCGCCGCAUUCUAAUGGGAAGCACGUUGAGGAAGAGGAAGAUGUACGAAGAGUUUCUCAGUAAGGUGUCUAUACUUGAAUCUCUUGAUAAGUGGGAGAGGUUGACCGUGGCUGAUGCCCUGGAGCCUGUGCAGUUUGAAGAUGGAGAGAAGAUUGUGGUUCAAGGGGAACCAGGAGAUGACUUCUUCAUUAUAACAGAGGGUACAGCGUCUGUCCUGCAACGUCGCUCUGAUAAUGAGGAAUAUGUUGAAGUGGGCCGUCUGGGGCCGUCGGAUUACUUUGGUGAGAUAGCCCUGUUGCUGAACAGACCUCGUGCGGCUACGGUUGUGGCUCGAGGUCCGCUCAAGUGUGUGAAACUUGACCGGCCCCGUUUCGAGCGCGUUCUCGGCCCCUGCUCUGAGAUCCUCAAGAGGAACAUCCAGAGAUACAACAGCUUCAUUUCUCUUACAGUCUAACUCGACCAUCUGACGUGUGUCGAGAGGUUUAAGACCUCCGUCAGGUGAUUUGAGUGCCUGGUUGCAUAAAACAAAUUAUGACGUAAUUCGUCAUUUUUCAUAGAAGGAUAGUUCACCCAAAACUGAACGUUCUGUGAUCAUUUAUUCACCCUCAUGGGUUUGGAUUAAAACGAGGAUGAGUAAAAUGAUGACAGAAUUUUCAUUUUGGGUGAACUAUCCCUUUAAACUGUUAUCCUAACUAUAGAAGAGUUGCUUUAAACAUAGGCGACCCCCUAUUUUUAUUAGAAAUAUACAAGUAGUAUCGAAGUGCUUUUACGCAGUCAAGAAUUUAUUUUUUUCAGUUUUUGCAAGAAGCACAAGUGACUACCUUUCUGCUAUUUAUCCUUGCGAUUUCCUUUUUAUGUGCACUUUGAAUUAAUCUAUGCUAUCGCAGAGCUUUAUUUCUACAGAUAAAGAGAGGAAAUGAUGUGCCCAAACAGACUGAUAUUUAACCAUCAUCAUGUGGCAUGUGUAUAUGUUCAAUAACAUGUAAUGCAUGCAGACCAGAAAUACAUUUUGUACACUUGCCAUUCAAGUUCAGCUUAUAUGACUAUUCAAAUGAUUGAAAAAGAGGGUGAUAUUACAGAUGGCACAAGUAUAUGUAUAUGUAUACGUUUACAUAGCGGAGAGAGUGUUUUUAGCUUUUUGCCUUUUAGAUGUGUGUGUGUGCAAUUUAAUAUGUAAUUCUGUAUCAGGCAGUUUGCAGAUUUGAUCAUGAGCUCUGACACUGUGAUGCCGAACUAUGUGUGGGUGAAUCCCACAAAACCUGGCAAGAACAUGUCCGGACUAUAUUUAACCCCAAAAUCAAAAUAAUUAAAUACAAAAUUAUAUUGUGACAUUAUUUUCAUGGCAGUAAAGCACAUUUACCCAUCCCCUUGUCAUUAACGUAAUGCAAAAAUGACAAUUAUAUAUUAAUGUGACGGGGGGAGGGCGGGGCCGGGUCGUGAUUAUACACAUGACGGGCAGCUGACCGUAAACGAUCUCUCUCGUCGCACCACCUCGUGGUCGUCCUUUAUCCCUCUCAGAGGCUUAAUUUCUUAAAUUGUUAAGUGUUUAUAAAUCAUGAUAGUAUUUGUUGUACUGUUUAAUUUAUACUGAUUUUAAGAUAUAUCUUUGUAUUACAGUAAUUUUUUACCAUGAAUCUAAUGAGAAUUAAUAAGAAUCACCAUUGAAAAUAUUGAUAAUGCAUAGAAAAACUCAAAUCGCAUUACGAUAAUGAGAAUGUGGGUGGAAAAUGUAGUUAAUUGCCUUGAAAUAAUGUCACAAUACAAAAAACAUCAAUGGUCCUAAAAAUUCGCUUUAUUUUCUUAACCGCUUAAACUCUGGCGGGUCCAAAAGGGGACGCUAUAUCGUUAAAAAAAGUCCCCGUGUACAUAAGUCAGGCAUAUGUGGUAUCGUUGAAAGCUUACAAUCUGAACUUUUCAUAGAUAACCAUCUCUGCUGCUUUUAUGUUACAUAAAAUAACAAAACAAGGCCUUAAAACAUCUGCUUCGCAGAUAAGCGCCACCUAGUGGUAAUGUGGCUGAAAUGUUCAUAUUAAUAUAAAAGUCUUUAAAAUAGCAUUUAAAUGGACACAUCAUAUAUCAAAUGAAAGCUCUCAAUCUCAGGAACGUGGCUGUACAGUUUAUUGUGUUGCACUAAUACCAUAGUUUAAAGGAUUUUCAUAAGAAUUACAAAGUGAAAUAUGAUGUUUGUAAGACAUCAAAUACAAACGUCUCUUUUAUGCACCGAUAACUGCUGAUGUAAGCCGCAAAUAGCUAAAACGUAAUAUCUGCUUUUACCAUAGGAGUUUCUCUAAGACAUGAGCCAUUUGUUUACUUGUCUGUGAGCUUGCUUGUGUGAAUAUUCUUAUGUUAUGUCUUAGAUGUCCAGAACUAAAUAUACAGUGCUGCUGAAAAUGCAUGUUAAACGAAUCAUCAGAAAUAUAUAUUAUUAAUGAUAAAAUGUUGUUCAUCAUUGCAAAGCGGAGGAUCUCAGCUUUCUAUUGACACCUAGAUUGAGCUUCUAGUCCACUCAGAGGCCAAGAUUUUCAAUGAAACAUUGGGGGUGGUGCAUGAACUGAUAAUUAGACUGAAUGUCUAUGGACGGACAUAUCUGCAAUGGCUAAAAUGUGUUAUAGCGCCACCUACAUUUCAGCCAUUUUGAAGGUGAUAGAUGAACAAUUCUUUUGUCUAGUACUUCCUGCCAUCUAGUGGAAUAAAAUAAGACUAUUUUGAGGGAGAUCCAAAAUUAAAUGCUAACAAUGUUAGGGCUAGUUUGUUUUUCAGUAUAAACACAUACAAUAUCCAUCCAUCCAUCUUCAACCGCUUAUCCGAAGUCGGGUUGCGGGGGCAGCUGCUCCAGCAGGGGGCCCCAAACUUCCCUAUCCCGAGCCACAUUAACCAGCUCUGACUGGGGGACCCCGAGGUGUUCCCAGGCCAGUUUGGAGAUGUAAUCUCUCCACCUAAUCCUGGGUCUUCUCCGAGGCCUCCUCCCAGCUGGACGUGCCUGAAACACCUCCCUAGGGAGGCGGCCAGGGGGCAUCCUUACCAGAUGCCCAAACCACCUCAACUGACUCCUUUCAACGCAAAGGAGCAGCGGCUCUACUCCGAGCUCCUCACGGAUGACUGAGCUCCUCACCCUAUCUCUAAGGGAGAAGCCCGCCACCCUUCUGAGGAAGCCCAUUUCGGCCGCUUGUGCUCGUGACCUAGUUUUUUCGGUCAUGACCCAGCCUUCAUGACCAUAGGUGAGGGUAGGAACAAAAAUUGACCGGUAGAUCAAGAGCUUUGCCUUCCGGCUCAGCUCUCUUUUCGUGACAACCCAGUACUCCGGCCAACCUCCCGCUCCAUUGUCCACUUACUCGUGAACAAGACCCCGAGGUACUUGAACUCCUUCACUUGGGGCAAUACCUCCUUCCCUACCUGGAGUACAUACAAUAUCACUUAUGAAUAAUUGGGUUCUUUUAUUAUUUAUUUUGGGGAUUCUCUGAAAAUUAUGACCAAUUUUUUGUAAUUAUUCCACAGUAUGUGUAAAUGGUGAGCUUUUAAUUUUGAGUGUGAAAAAUUGCUUGCGGCCGCCCAAAAAAUGCUUCAGUGUUGAAGAAAAGACCCGGAUAUGUUUUUGUGAGAUUCACCCGUUUACUGAAUAUAAAUUUUUGCUAAAUUUAUCUUGGCUGUUCCAUCACCCUUAAAGUUAUCUGGCAUUGUGCUUCUACCACUGAAAUUAAUGGGAAGGGGGUUUGUUACAUUUUAAGACACACGUUUUAAUAAAGAAUGGAUAUGAAAGGGGCUUUUAUGGGAAUCUCGCUCAAGCUCAAGAUGUGUUGUAAAAGUUUAUUUGUUUUUGGAAUUGUAUUAAACACAAAUGCUCAUACACACACUCUUACUGUACAUGCAGAGGCCAUGACACGUUUACUUUAGAUGGUACUAUAAUGGAUACUUUCCAAAAUGUAAUUAAAUGGAUAAAUAGCUAGCAAGCUGCCUACCUAAACAGCAUUUCUAGGCAUCAUUGGCACAUUUGAAAUGUUUGAAAUUUGCCUAUGAUGCACAAAACCGCUGUCGAGGUAGCUAACAAUGUUUGGAAACACAGCCAUUGUAUGUUUCUUGUUAUUUAGCAAUAGGGUGGGUUUUUGCAGUUACAUUUAUUCAAAUGAAUGACUUUGAGGAGAUUUGAAUGAAUUUGGGAGAUUGUGCAUGCUUUGUUUCAAGGUUUUACAAACUUUAACACACACACACUGAACUUUACACACAUCCUGUCAUUCUAAUCUUUAGACCAAUAAAGAAAAGCUUCUGA
Xyrauchen texanus (razorback sucker) is the source of this 5014-nucleotide messenger RNA. It is a transcript of the gene prkar1b, whose product is annotated as protein kinase, cAMP-dependent, regulatory, type I, beta. NCBI's taxonomy places the organism in Eukaryota, Metazoa, Chordata, Actinopteri, Cypriniformes, Catostomidae. Gene Ontology annotation, cellular component: cAMP-dependent protein kinase complex. The record is from RefSeq and is a predicted model, not a curated record. Gene Ontology annotation, biological process: regulation of protein phosphorylation. The transcript has 11 exons. Bases 59 to 1204 code for a protein of 381 amino acids. Gene Ontology annotation, molecular function: cAMP-dependent protein kinase regulator activity.